Oryza brachyantha (malo sina) is the source of this 1887-nucleotide messenger RNA. RefSeq lists its product as uncharacterized. NCBI's taxonomy places the organism in Eukaryota, Viridiplantae, Streptophyta, Magnoliopsida, Poales, Poaceae. Bases 121 to 1467 code for a protein of 448 amino acids. The record is from RefSeq and is a predicted model, not a curated record. The transcript has 15 exons.
AGGCAGGGAGAGAGAGAGAGAGAGAGAGAGGGGAAGCGAAGCGAAGCGAGGAGGCGAGGGGUAGGCUUUUGCGCUCCGCGUGCGCCGAGGCGGGGCCGACAGGCACGCGCGGAUCCCGGGAUGCGGAUCGCGAGGCGCGCCUCCACGGCGGCGGCGGCGUUGCUGAUGCUGGUGCUGCUCGUCGCCGGGGCGGCGGUGGCGCAGGACGCGGGGCUGGGGGAUGUGGCGGCGGAGGAGGCGGGGGCGGCGGCGCUCGCGGUCGAGCUGGGCCAGCUCCGGGCGAAGAUCUCCGCCUUAGAGUCCAACAUUGCAGAACAGACCCAGGUGUUGAAGAGCAAGGAUGACGGCAUUCAGAAACUUGAAAAGCUUAUUGGGGAGAAGUCGCAGAAAAUUGCUACUCUGCAGAGUGAGAUAAAUGCACUUGAGACAAAGAGGUCUUUAGCUGCAGAGGAGCAGGCAGGCAAGGCCAAUGCCCGGGCUAUUGAGCUUGAGAAGCAGAUUGAAAAGUUGAAGAAGGAUAUUGAAGCACAAAAUAGUAAAAAAUCAACUGUGGAGGCUAGGGCUGGCGAUGCAGAUAAGAAGGUGCAAGAGCUGAAUGCUAAGCUGGAGAAACUCCAAAAGACAAGUGAUGAGCAGAAGCGUAGGAUUCAGAAGACUGAACAUGCUCUUAAAGUUGCGGAGGAGGAGCUUAUGAGGGUGCAAUUAGAAACAACAGCACACUUGAAACAGCUGAAAGAGGUUCAUGGAGCUUGGUUACCACCUUGGUUAGUGAUACACACAGCUCAUGCUAAGGAAGUGUUGUCAAGUAACUGGAAUGAACAUGGAAAACCUGUUGUUAACAACUUAUUGCAGAAGGCGUCGGAAAAAUCAGUGCAGGCACAGAAAUGGGCCAAGCCACAUGUAGAAGCUGCUAAGGCGAAAUGGAUACCUGUCAUUAAGGAAAAAUGGGCUACCAUGAAGACAAACACAAAGCCUUAUGUGCAAAAGGUCUCAGCAAAAUCUAUAGAGCUUUAUCAAGCAUCUAAGGAUGCUGUCUUACCUCAUGUUGUGAAAGCACAUGAGAUUGCUGAUCCCUACUUCCAGGAAGCCAAGAAAGUAUCCAAACCUUACAUUGAUCAAGUUGCUAAGGUCACUAAGCCACAUGUCGAGAAAAUAAGAAUUACUUUGAAGCCUUAUACAAAAAGAGCAGGCCAUGUAUAUGGAAAUUUACUUGUGAAGGUUACAGCUUAUCAUCAACAGGCUCAAGCAACUGUCUUGGACUACCUUCACCAUAACGAAUUAACAAGAGAAUAUGCGACUGAAGAGUUGGCCUGGUACCUGGCUUCUGCUUUGUUGAUUAUGCCCGUUUAUGUUUUUUACAUGGUCGUGGUUGAAACAUUCUGCUCCAAGAAGCAGAAGAAAGCUACACGGAAAGUUAAUGCGAACCAUAGCCAUCGGAAACAUAAGCGCCGGCAUGCUGACAAAUAGACCAAAGGUGCUGGACUUUGGUCUUGUCUGGUCUGCCACAUUGUAGUUGAGAUCCUGGAUGGCAUACAGAGUAGGAUAUCGUGGGCCAUCACUAAGCAUUGGUUUUGUAUUACUAUUAACGAGUUACAGUAGAUCACACAAGAACUAUGCAUUUUUGCCCCCCAUGUAUCUGUUGUUCUGUAUCUGUUAAAUCUGCACCUUGAUGAGUAGAUGGGUAGGAUUUAGUGGGCAACGAGGUUGCACGUGUGUAUUCAUUUUAUUGGUUGUCUCUUGUUUUGUGUUUUUCUUGAGGUUGUGGGAUUAUUUAAUUCGUCCCUUGCUAUGUCUGAGCUCGCACUUAUUGAAUCUGUGCUAUUGUCACUCCAUGUUCAGCGUCGAGCCUGAGCUUUCUUUCUGAUAUCUGGCAUGUCAUGUGUUCAU